This is a messenger RNA of Trichoderma reesei QM6a, 1077 nucleotides long. RefSeq lists its product as uncharacterized. The coding region runs from base 1 to 1077 and encodes 358 amino acids. Gene Ontology annotation, cellular component: Golgi apparatus. The record is from RefSeq and is a predicted model, not a curated record. NCBI's taxonomy places the organism in Eukaryota, Fungi, Ascomycota, Sordariomycetes, Hypocreales, Hypocreaceae. Gene Ontology annotation, molecular function: antiporter activity. The transcript has 3 exons.
AUGUCUAGAAACUCGCAAGACGUCGCCCUCCUGUCUCCCGAGGAGCGGGAUCUCAAGUCGGACGAUCUCGAGGCUGGAAAGAGCCACGGCGACUCCAAGGAUCAAAACCUCGACCAUGAAUACUCAAUACCCAGCGCCGUCAAAUUCACCUGGCUGGGCACCUACUUCUUCUUUUCUCUCGUCCUGACGCUCUACAACAAGCUGGUUCUCGGCAAGUUUCACUUCCCAUGGCUUCUGACGUUCCUCCACACUCUGUUCGCCAGUCUGGGCACAUAUGGCAUGCUGCAGAUGGGCUACUUCAAGCUGUCACGCCUCGGCCGUCGCGAAAACCUCGCCCUUGUCGCAUUCAGCGCCCUGUUCACUGCCAACAUUGCCGUCUCGAACCUGUCUCUCGCCAUGGUCUCCGUUCCCUUCUACCAGACGAUGCGCAUGCUGUGCCCCAUCUUCACCAUCCUCAUCUUCCGUGUGUGGUACGGCCGGACGUACAGCACCAUGACGUAUCUGUCUCUCAUUCCCUUGAUUAUCGGUGCUACUAUGACCACCGCCGGUGAGAUGAGCUUUUCAGAUGCCGGCUUCCUCUUGACCAUUCUGGGCGUCAUCCUCGCCGCUCUCAAGACUGUCGUCACCAACCGAUUCAUGACCGGAUCACUGGCGCUCCCGCCCGUCGAAUUUCUCAUGCGCAUGUCUCCUCUCGCUGCGCUUCAGGCUCUGGCCUGCGCCACGGCCACCGGCGAAGUGGCUGCCUUCCGCGAACAAGUCAGGACCGGCGGCUUCAACCCCGUCUCUUCCUCUUUGUCUCUGGCCGGUAACGGUUUCCUGGCCCUGCUGCUCAACAUCUCGUCGUUCAACACCAACAAGCUGGCCGGUGCCCUGACCAUGACUGUUUGCGGCAACCUCAAGCAGUGCUUGACUGUCAUGCUUGGUAUUUUCUUGUUCAACGUCACGGUCGAUUUCCUCAACGGCGCCGGCAUGGCCGUCACCAUGGUGGGUGCUGCCAUCUACAGCAAAGCCGAGUUGGACAACAAGAACCGAAAGAAGAAGCAGGAGGCGACCUUUAAGCCCACCGAGCAGAGGUAG